AUGAUAUAUGUUGUCAAGGGUCACCUUGAUGAGCAAUUUCGUCAGGUGGAGGACUUGCAGGAUGAAGCUAGUCCUAAUUUUGUGGAAGAAGUUGCUGUGUUGUUUUUCAAAGAUUCAGGCAGGCUAAUAUCAAACCUUGAGCAAGCUUUGGAGAAGUACCCCAGAGAUUUCAAUAGGUGGGAUGCAUACAUGCAGCAACUGAAAGGCAGCUGUUCCAGCAUUGGUGCUUCUAGGAUGAAGAGUGAAUGCAUGUCAUUCAAAGAUAACUGUGGGAAAGGAAAUGUUGAAGGUAUCUUUACUACUAUCUGCCGGAAACUGAAAAGCAUGAGAGGAUCUGAUGCUGCUGGAAUAGGCGCUUUUGAUCUUUAUAUAUUACAGAACAUAAAGAAGAUCAGCAAAGGAUGAAAAGCUGACAUAAAAUAUUUGCUGU
Molecule: messenger RNA, 430 nt
Organism: Lolium rigidum
Lineage: Eukaryota; Viridiplantae; Streptophyta; Magnoliopsida; Poales; Poaceae
Product: pseudo histidine-containing phosphotransfer protein 1-like
Exons: 5
Coding region: 1-405 (134 amino acids)
Biological process (GO): phosphorelay signal transduction system; cytokinin-activated signaling pathway; phosphorylation
Cellular component (GO): cytoplasm; nucleus
Molecular function (GO): histidine phosphotransfer kinase activity; protein histidine kinase binding
Source: RefSeq, a predicted model, not a curated record